This is a messenger RNA of Argiope bruennichi, 1365 nucleotides long. RefSeq lists its product as uncharacterized. The coding region runs from base 156 to 1289 and encodes 377 amino acids. Lineage: Eukaryota; Metazoa; Arthropoda; Arachnida; Araneae; Araneidae. The transcript is spliced from 4 exons. The record is from RefSeq and is a predicted model, not a curated record.
AUGAAGUAUUCUAAUACUUCUUAGCUAAUCGUCAAAAAGUCUGAGCUUCGGGGAAAAGAAGGUUGUUUGUCAGCUUUUGUUGCUUGUCGCAUUCGUUGAGAAUUGUUCUCUCAGUUUGCUUUCAUUUACAUUUCGUCUAAAAAUCUUGUUUAAAGAUGACGAAACUAAAUGGAGUUCUCUCAUUGAUCCUGGUGCUGACUUUUAUUGCGAUGACUGAAGCGGUUACUCCCAUUUUUCUUCAAGCCAUCACUUCAGCUUUAGCCACCAUUCCGUUCAGUGGAGGUCCUAUGACGACUGGAUUAAUUGGAGCCAAGCUGGGCAUUGGAACGAAACUAUUAUAUUACCUGGGGUAUUUUGGUCAAGGAUCAAAAAGAACCUCUCCACCUAAGCCCUCACCUAAGCUACCAAAAGCUAAAAUCACCCCAAAAUUACCCGAAGGGCUACAGCCGCUGCCUCUUCCAUAUGCUUUAUCUGGAGGUGGAGGAUUCCAGCAAAUGGGUGGAGGAUUUGGUGGUCCUGCAAAUUUCCAGCAAAUGCCUUUUGCUGGUUUUGAACCUUCUCAAGUAUUUCAAGCUUUACGAGCUCAAGGAUAUGACGCAAAUACAGCUAUGCAAAUAAUGAAUUAUGGAGCAGGCUAUGGUAUGAAUAGCGGAGCUGGUGGCUUCGGAAUGAAUAUUGGAGGAUUCGGUAUGAAUGCUGGAGGAUUCGCGCCAAAUAUGCCGAACUUUCCGCCUAACAUGGGAAGUGGAGGAUUCGGCCAAAAUAUACCUGGUUUUUCUAACGGUAUGGGUGGUGGAUUUAAUCCAGGAUCCACAGGUUUUCCAGCUGGCACACCUCAAGGAGCAUUUCCUCCUGGAUUUCAGCCAGUCUCUAAUGAAGGUGCAGAUGUAGAAGCUAAUGCGGAUAUUGGAAUGGGCGAAGACGGUCAACCAUCUUCAAAUGCUGAAGGUGAAAGUUCAGAGGAGCCAAAUGACGUCGAAAGCUUCUUUAAAUUCUUGCAAGAUAUGGACGACAAUGGGUGCAUCUCGCGUCUGAUUUGUGAUAUAGGAGCAGAUCCUAAAUUUCUCGGAGAAUUCUCUGAAAAUAUUCAUGGAAUAGUCGGAUCCCUGGAUGUGCAACCUUCUAGUCGAGCCUAUCCAUACGUACAAAUAAUGGAAAGUGGAAAGGAAGGUGGAUGCUCCGCUAAAUUUCCUCAGUGCGGUGAUAUGGCUUAUGGAAUAGUCAAGAGUAUAGCACCAACUGUUGGAAUUCCUCAAGAUAUCAACUUAGAAGCUGUGAACAAUCUUUAAAAACAGAUUUACAAUGCCAUUUGAAAGCGGAGCUUUUAAAAAUUUUUAUUACAAUGCUAUUGUGAACUGAAAUAAA